AGCUGCAGCCGGGGCUCAGUUGCCGCCGCCGCCACCGCCGCCGCCGCCGCCGCCACCGCCACCACCGCCGUGGGCAUGGAGCCCCCGAACGCCCAGGCCGGAACGCGCGGGGCCCCGCAGCUGCUGGUGCUGGCGCUCCUGCUGGGGGCGCACCCAGGUGCCCAGGCUGAAGUGCAGAUGUCUGUGCCCCCCUUGCGGGAGGUAAUGAGGGGGGAGACCGUCACCCUGGACUGCACCCCCUUGGGGGCCCAUGAUCAUUUUGUGCUGGAAUGGUUCCUGGCAGACCGCUCCGGGGCCCGCCACCUUCUGGCUUCAGCUGAACUGCAGGGCUCUGAGAUCCAGGCCAGGGUGCACAACUCCCGGGGCCGCAACCCCCCAUACCAGCUGGACUCCCGGGGCCGCCUGGUGCUGGCCGAGGCCCAGGUGGGCGACGAGCAGGACUAUGUGUGCGUGGUGAGAGCAGGGGCAGCGGGCACUGCUGAGGCCACAGCGAGGCUCCAGGUAUUUGCAAAACCAGAGGCCACCGAGGUCUCUCACAACCAAGGGAUGCUGUCUGUGAUGGAUGAAUAUGCCCAGGAGAUUGCCACCUGCAACAGCCGCAAUGGGAACCCAGCUCCUCAGAUUAUAUGGUACCGCAAUAGGCAGCCCCUGCAGGUGCCCAUGGAGGUGAACCCAGAGAGCUACAUGACCAGCCGCACAGUGCGGGAGGCCUCGGGCCUGCUGUCUCUCACCAGCACCCUCUACCUGCGGGUCCACAAGACCGACCAGGAUGCCUUCUUCCACUGCUCUGCACACUACCGCCUACCCAAUGGCCAGCAUGGCCGCCUGGACAGCCCGUCCUUCAACCUCACCCUGCACUAUCCCACAGAGCACGUGCAGUUCUGGGUGGACAGCCCAUCCACCACAGAGGGCUGGGUACGCGAGGGUGACUCUGUCCACCUGUUCUGCCGGGGGGACGGCAGCUCCAACUCAGAGUACGCAUUUUACCGCCUUCAGGACAAGCAGGAGAACAUGCUACAGACAAAUUAUGAUGGGCACUUCACCCUGGAGGGGGUGCAGCGGAGCCAGAGCGGGACCUACGGCUGCACAGUGGAAGACUAUGACGCUGCCGACGACGCAGAGCUCUCUCAGACCCUGGAGCUGCGCGUGGCCUACCUGGACCCCAUCGAGCUCAGCAACGAGGAGGAGCUUUCCUUACCCCUGGGCAGCAGCAUAGCCACCAAUUGCUCCGUGCAAGGCCUACCCACCCCUGCUCUACGCUGGACAAAGGACUCAGUUCCCCUGGGGGAUGGCCCCACGCUUUCGCUCAGCUUUGUUACCUUCGAUUCCGCUGGCACCUACAUAUGUGAAGCAUCUAUGCCCACGGUCCCACUCCUCAGUCGCACUCAGGCCCUCAAGCUGCUGGUUGAAGGGUCACCAGAGUUAAGGCCAGAGGAGAUUCAGCCCAAGGCAGAGGGCAGCUGGAGAGAAGGAGAUGAAGUCAGGCUGGUCUGUUCUGCUCGUGGCUACCCAGAGCCCAAACUCAGGUGGAACCAACUGGGCGGCAGUGCAGCAGAGCCAGCUCCCGGAGGGCAGGGCUGGGUGAGCAGCUCUCUGACCCUGAAGGUGACCAGUGCCCUGAGCCAAGAAGGUGUCUUCUGUGAGGCCUCCAACCCCCAUGGGACCACCAAGCAUGUCUUUCACUUCGGCACGGUGGCUCCCCAGACCUCCCAGGCUGGAGUGGCUGUCAUGGCCGUGGCCGUCAGCGUGGGUCUCCUGCUCCUCGUCGUUGCUGCCUUCUACUGCAUGAGACGCAAGGGGCGCCCUGGCCGACAGGGGGAGAAAGGGGCUCUGCCACCUGGGAAGCCAGAGCUGAGCCACUCUGGGUCCCAGCGGACCGAGCAGACAGGCCUUCUCACGGGAAGUGCCUCUGGAGGAGUCAGGCAUGGCAGUGGGGGCUUCCGAGAUGAGUGCUGAGCCCAAGGACCCAAGAGGCAGUCACUGGACACGACCUGGAGUUGCAAACAUCAGAGAACCAGCCCUGCUCAUCUGCUCAUGCCCCACCCGCCCCUGCCUUCCCCCGCCUUCCCUCUUCCCUCUCGGCCCUCCCUUCCUUCCUCUGCAUGCUGGGCAGGGACCUACAGCUGCUGCUGCUGGGAGGGAGGGAGGGAGGGUGGGCUGGUGGGUGGGAGGGGACCUUCCUCCAGGGAGUGUGACUCUCCCAGGCCCCAGAAUAGCUCCUGGACCCAAGCCCAGGGCCUGGCCUGGGAUGAGGCUCUGAGGGUCGGCUGGCCGGGGCUAUUUUUACCUCCUGCCUCCAUUGCUGGUCCCCCCCACCUGACGUCCUGCUGCAUAGUCUGACACUGGAUCCCCACCCCCACUCCUUCCUCCUCAUCUGUGGACACUGGAGUCUGGAAUAAAUGCUGUCUGUCACCUUGA
Messenger RNA from Rhinolophus ferrumequinum (greater horseshoe bat), 2418 nucleotides. RefSeq names its product basal cell adhesion molecule (Lutheran blood group) (gene BCAM). Lineage: Eukaryota; Metazoa; Chordata; Mammalia; Chiroptera; Rhinolophidae. The record is from RefSeq and is a predicted model, not a curated record. The transcript has 15 exons. Gene Ontology annotation, cellular component: plasma membrane. Bases 76 to 1956 code for a protein of 626 amino acids.